GGGAAUGCGAGUGGGAAUGGCGGGGAGGUAGGGCCUAGGACUUGGGGUUUAUGACAGCUGAGUCCAGCGCCCGGAGAACCUCCCAGCCUUGAAGCAGGCGAAGAUGCGAAAGGUGGUUUUGAUCACGGGCGCGAGCAGUGGCAUUGGCCUAGCUCUUUGCAAGAGACUGCUGGCUGAGGAUGAUGAGCUUCACCUAUGUCUGGCAUGCAGGAACAUGGGCAAGGCAGAAGCUGUCUGUGAAGCUCUGUUGGCCUCUUACCCCACCGCUGAAGUCAGCACUGUACAAGUAGAUGUCAGCAAUUUGAAGUCAGUGAUCUGGGCUGCCAAAGAGUUAAAGCAAAGGUUUCAAAGAUUAGAUUAUGUAUAUCUAAAUGCUGGGAUCAUGCCUAAUCCACAGCUAAAUGUCAAAGCAGUUUUGUCUAGCCUCUUUUCAAGAAAUGUGAUUCACGUGUUUUCUACAGCUGAAGGACUGUUGACCCAGCAUGACAGAGUCACCGUGGAUGGGUUGCAGGAGGUUUUUGAAACCAAUGUCUUUGGCCACUUUGUGCUGAUUCGGGAACUGGAACCUCUCCUGUGUUAUAGUGACUGUCCAUCUCAGCUCAUCUGGACAUCAUCACGUAAUGCAAAGAAAUCAAAUUUCAGCCUUGAAGAUAUCCAGCACAGGAAAGGCCAGGAGCCCUACAGCUCUUCCAAAUAUGCCACUGACCUUCUGAAUGUGGCUCUGAACAGGAACUUCAACCAGAAGGGUCUAUAUUCUAGUGUGGUGUGCCCAGGAACAGUAAUGACCAAUCUAACUUAUGGAAUUCUACCCCCCUUUGUGUGGACACUGUUGCUGCCAAUAAUAUGGAUGCUUCGCUUUUUUGCAAACGCUUUCACUUUGACACCAUACAACGGAGCGGAAGCACUGGUAUGGAUGUUCCACCAAAAACCCGAGUCUCUCAAUCCUCUGACCAAAUACAUGAGUGCUACCACAGGUUUUGGAAACAAUUAUGUCACCAUGCAGAAGAUGGACAUAGAUGAAGACAUGGCACAAAUAUUUUACCAAAACUUACUGGAACUAGAAAAAUGUGUGAAGGACACCUUUAGAAAAGCAGAUUGCCAGAGAUGAAGCACUGAGCACUUCCAAAUGCAUUCCAGGGCAUAUGGCUCUGUGUGUGGCAUUUGUAAAACAGGGUGCAAUGAUCUUUCUCCCUUCCUUCCAGAAUUAUCUCCAGGACUUGAUGUGUGCAUGUGUGUUUGUAUGUGCACAUGAGAGAAAGAUCAGGGAAAUGCUCCCCAGAAUGGUGUUAUUCACCCAGGAGAAUGUUUGUUUGUAUUGUUCUGCCAAGUGGGAUGCAUAUUAGAGUUCAUCUUUAGUAAUUAUGACACAGGCACACCUGAGACCCACUUUUGAUCUGCCCUGGCAGGACAGGGGACUGCUCACUCUCUGAGCAGUACUUUCAGCUAUAUCUCUUUCCUGAUGAGCAAUAUUUUCCCCCAUGGUCUUCUGAUUUAUUUCCUUUUCCAAGCUGCUUCUAAAAAAUCCUUAAGAUUGGCAGAAACUAAACAAUGGCAACGUGGCCAGUACUCAUGUGAUUAAUCACAGAAAGAAAACAUGUGUCUCUCAAUUACUUGAAUUAUUAUUCUUAAGAGUAUUUUUUAUUGCUGUUGGCUCAGUGUAUGCCAACACUGGGCUCAGUUCUCCACAUUUUCUGGUAUGUUCACUAGGGAUCAACUCAUUUUCAUACUCAGGAUUUUUAUAGCUAUCAACUUGUAGCAUAAAAUUAUUUACUCACAUGAAGUUUCAACAGAAGUUUCUAAAUGAAUAACUGUUAGUCAUAGAUCUGCUGGUAUAAGGGGCACUAUGAUAGUAGAAAAGAAGUGAUUAAAUUAAUUUACAUGUGUCAGAUAAUUAAGCAAAACUAAAUCUUAAACGGGCCACAUCCCAGUCUCAUUGAUCACCUAAACAGUAUGUUAAAAUGAGUACGUUUUCUUUUUCUAUCAAUGAUAUCAACAUAACACCUGAAAUGUAAUAAAGUCAGUUUGUUUUUGAAUGACUAAAUACAAAUGAGCAAUGUCACAUAAUUUCCCCCACAAGUUAAGUGGGAAGUGUUUCAACUUCAGGUUUUCUAAUUCUGUUGAAUUUUUUUCUUUAUGAAGCUAGACAUUCUACAAGUGGAGAUGAGGGCUAUUCCCGUGGGA
Dipodomys spectabilis (banner-tailed kangaroo rat) is the source of this 2181-nucleotide messenger RNA. RefSeq names its product hydroxysteroid 17-beta dehydrogenase 7 (gene Hsd17b7). NCBI's taxonomy places the organism in Eukaryota, Metazoa, Chordata, Mammalia, Rodentia, Heteromyidae. The coding region runs from base 104 to 1108 and encodes 334 amino acids. The transcript is spliced from 9 exons. Gene Ontology annotation, molecular function: 3-beta-hydroxysteroid 3-dehydrogenase (NADP+) activity; 5-alpha-androstane-3-beta,17-beta-diol dehydrogenase (NADP+) activity; estradiol 17-beta-dehydrogenase [NAD(P)+] activity. Gene Ontology annotation, cellular component: endoplasmic reticulum membrane. Gene Ontology annotation, biological process: cholesterol biosynthetic process. The record is from RefSeq and is a predicted model, not a curated record.